Messenger RNA from Vigna unguiculata (cowpea), 1395 nucleotides. RefSeq lists its product as uncharacterized. The record is from RefSeq and is a predicted model, not a curated record. NCBI's taxonomy places the organism in Eukaryota, Viridiplantae, Streptophyta, Magnoliopsida, Fabales, Fabaceae.
GAUUGACAUUGUUCAUGUUUUCUCUCCUUCCUCUCGUGUAAGUGAGUUACUUACCUCUUCCUCUUCAACUUCAAAAUCUUUUCCUAUUUUCACCUUCUUUAUUUUUCCCUACUUAACUACGUUCUCUAUAGAUCCAACCACUCCCACUGCCACCAAUUACUUCUUGUCUGUUUUUCUUUCAUUUUUGCUUCCAAACCAACACUGGGUUAGAUCUCUUCCUCUGUUAUCUAUGCCAUUCCCCCCAGCAGGGACGGGUGUUCUGGAAUCAGAGUGUAACCGUGGGGUGAUAAUUUAUUCCUAAGUUGGUAGCUUUUUGAGGAUGGGUAAAUGCAAGGGUUGUGGGAAGUUAAGAAGAAUGGGACCAACAAAUGGGUCUAUGAGUGCUUAUGAAUUUUCUCUGAUGUUGUCGCCUGUUGUUUCUUUUUGGGAUUGUAUAUUCCGCAAAACGAGGUACUCCUACAGACCUGAGUGGGUGUAGUGGUUACAAGCUAUAACACAACGUUAGUAUUCUACCAUAACUGUUUAGGGGAAGAGGGGGGGAAUUGUAUGCAGAAAAAUGCAUACAGCUCUGAAGAGAUUGUGUUGAAGGAUAGGAGUUCACCAAAGUUAUUUUGAGUAUUUAUAUAGAUGAUGAGUUGUAUGGAUAGCAUGGCAUGUAAUAAAGGGCAACAACAUGUGGGAAAGGCAAAAAAGAAGCAAGUGAAAGAUGAGUUGGAUCGUCUUAAACAGGCUGAAAAGAAAAAGAGGCGUUUGGAAAAAGCUCUAGCCACUUCUGCUGCCAUAAUUUCUGAACUGGAGAAAAAGAAGCAGAAGAAGAAAGAGGAGCAACAGAGACUUGAUGAAGAGGGCGCUGCAAUUGCUGAAGCGGUGGCUUUGCAAGUUUUACUCGGAGAGGAUUCAGACGAUAGGUGUAAGGUUGGUAUAAAUGAGAGUGGAUGCAAGAGUUGGAAUAAUAUUGAGAAACUUGAGGUCUUCAUGGGUGGAGCAAGAGCUUGUUUUGGUGAUGCAGAUGGUGGUGGCACAUGGUCUGUUUCUUCUGAAAAUGGCGAGUGGUCUUUCAGAUGCGAGAAGAAUGAGCAUGAAGAAGUGGGAUGGGGUUCUGCUGGAUUCUCUGUUGAUUAUAUAGCAGCACAAGCUGUUAGGUCACUGCAGAUUGCAGAGGAUGCAAAUGAAGCAACAAUUCUCUUCUAAUGGAAAUGCUGAAAUCGCAUUGUUUGUGUCGUUGUUGGUACUGGAUGAAACCUUAAACUUCUGUUACUCUACCGGAGGUUGUCUUUUGUACAUCAUCGUACCAUGUGUGCUUGUCAGCUACAUUCUGCUUAAUUGUUGUUCUGUCACUUUGUUUCUUUAUGAUUUUAAUUAACUGCAUGCAUAGCUGCUAAUUUUCCAUUUGAA